Molecule: messenger RNA, 1912 nt
Organism: Raphanus sativus (radish)
Lineage: Eukaryota; Viridiplantae; Streptophyta; Magnoliopsida; Brassicales; Brassicaceae
Product: D-xylose-proton symporter-like 2
Exons: 14
Coding region: 203-1723 (506 amino acids)
Biological process (GO): transmembrane transport
Cellular component (GO): membrane
Molecular function (GO): fructose transmembrane transporter activity
Source: RefSeq, a predicted model, not a curated record
CAAUCCGACGGUCGGUAUACUUCGAUAACCAUUCCAAUCUCUAAUAAGGAUCGUCAUCGCCACCAACCUCCACGCUAUACAUUCCCGUGUGUGAACAGACAGUAAAAUUCAACAGCUUCGAGAGUUCAUUAUAUUACAAGACUUCUGUUCCUUGCACAACCCCCAAUUCUUUUAAUCCAAUCGCUCGAAACCAAACGCAGCUAUGGCGUUUGAUCCAGAGCAGCAGCAAGUACCCACCUCUUCUGCUUUUGUAGAGGUUGGUAAAUCAUCUGGUGAGAUCAGCUCAGAAAGGGAGCCUCUUCUUACUAAAGAUAAUCACACCCCUGGAGAAAACUACUCUGUCCUUGCAGCCAUCUUCCCGUUUCUCUUUCCAGCUCUGGGAGGACUCCUUUAUGGUUAUGAAAUCGGUGCAACUUCUUGUGCAACUAUUUCACUUCAGUCGCCUUCAUUAAGUGGAAUUUCAUGGUACAACUUGUCCUCAUUGGAUGUUGGUCUAAUUACAAGUGGCUCACUUUAUGGUGCAUUAGUUGGCUCUGCUGUGGCUUUUAGUAUAGCUGACGUUAUAGGAAGAAGAAAGGAGCUGAUUCUGGCUGCUCUCUUUUUCCUCGUUGGAGCCAUUGCUACUACACUAUCACCAAUCUAUUCCGUUCUGAUAAUCGGACGAGUAACUUAUGGGGUCGGAGUUGGACUGGCAAUGCAUGCGGCUCCAAUGUACAUAGCAGAGACUGCUCCAAGUCAGAUACGUGGGCAGCUGGUAUCACUAAAGGAAUUUUUCAUAGUCCUCGGGAUGGUUGGAGGUUAUGGAAUCGGUAGUCUUGCAGUCAAUACUCUUUCGGGUUGGCGUUACAUGUAUGCAACAAGUGUCCCCUUGGCAGUUAUUAUGGGGAUCGGGAUGUGGUGGCUCCCAGCAUCCCCUAGGUGGCUUUUGUUGCGUGUCAUACAGGGGAAAGGGAAUGUGGAGAACCAAAAAGAGGCUGCAAUCAAUUCUCUUUGCCGCCUUAGAGGUCCUGCUUUUGCUGAUUCAGCUGCUGAGCAAGUAAACGAGAUUUUGGCUGAACUUUCUUUUGUGGGAGAAGAUAAAGAGGCCACGUUUGGUGAACUAUUUCAAGGGAAGUGCAAGAAAGCUCUCAUCAUAGGAGGAGGUCUGGUCUUGUUUCAGCAGAUAACUGGGCAACCAAGUGUUCUUUAUUAUGCACCAUCGAUACUUCAGACCGCUGGAUUCUCUGCCGCAGGUGAUGCAACAAGGGUCUCAAUUCUACUUGGUCUAUUGAAGUUGAUUAUGACAGGAGUAGCUGUUGUAGUUAUCGACAGACUUGGAAGAAGACCCUUACUUCUUGGUGGUGUUGGUGGCAUGGUUGUCUCAUUAUUCCUGCUGGGGUCGUACUACAUCUUUUUCAGCGCCGCACCAGCUGUUGCUGUGGUUGCACUACUGCUCUAUGUGGGAUGUUACCAGCUAUCCUUUGGUCCGAUUGGUUGGCUGAUGAUCUCAGAGAUAUUUCCCCUCAAGUUAAGAGGUCGAGGGCUCAGUCUAGCAGUUCUUGUGAAUUUCGGUGCAAACGCGCUAGUGACAUUUGCAUUUUCGCCUCUAAAGGAGUUGUUUGGAGCUGGGAUACUGUUUAUGGGGUUUGGUGUUAUAUGUGUCUUGUCUCUGCUCUUCAUAUACUUCAUUGUUCCAGAAACAAAGGGUCUCACUCUUGAGGAAAUUGAAGCCAAAUGUCUCUAAAGUUUCUGCACUUCAAGCGAAACAGAUAUUCAUACUUCCUUUGUGUGUCUCUGAGCAAUGUUUUGGUUCAUAUGCUCGAGACAAUUACCAUCAUAUUUACAAAACACUAGUGUUUUAAAAAUCACUGUAAUAAUUAUCAUUAUCACCACAGUUAUGUUAUAAACUAAAGUUUAAAGAGUUUAGUAUGCA